Molecule: messenger RNA, 2130 nt
Organism: Xylaria bambusicola
Lineage: Eukaryota; Fungi; Ascomycota; Sordariomycetes; Xylariales; Xylariaceae
Product: heterokaryon incompatibility protein-domain-containing protein
Exons: 4
Coding region: 1-2130 (709 amino acids)
Source: RefSeq, a predicted model, not a curated record
AUGAAGUGGCCCGCUCACAAGGAUCACGCAGAAACUCGUGGAACAAGUGGUUGGAAAGUACAGCAUGUCGAGAGAUUUUGUAUCGACAAGUCCAACAAUACGGAGUUCUCUGAGGCCAUCAAUUCCAUGUUUCAAUGGUACAAAAAUGCAACACGAUGUUACGUGUAUCUGUCGGAUGUCUUGAAAAGUGAUACUGAGAAUGUCAAAGACCCACUACGAGCAUCAUGGAAAAAGAAGUUUCGCGAGAGUAGGUGGUUUACCCGGGGCUGGACCCUUCAAGAACUUAUCGCACCAUCAUGUGUUGAGUUCUUUGCACAGAACGGCCAGCGACUCGGUGACAAGACAUCAUUAGAACAGCUAAUCCACGAGAUCACUGGGGUUUCCAUCAAUGCUUUGCGAGGAAGUUCACUGUCCAACUUCAGCAUUGAUGAGCGUAUGUCAUGGUCGAAUGGCCGCAAGACCAAGAAAGCAGAAGAUAAAGCCUACUCGCUUUGGGGGAUCUUCAACGUUCACAUGCCCCUUAUAUACGGCGAAGGGGAAGAGAAAGCGUUUAACCGCCUACGAAUUGAGAUCGACCAACAAUCAGCCAUAAGUAGGGCAAUAUCAGAACAGGUAUCAUUGCUCAGCAGAAUCCCUAUAGCUAUGGGUGCGUCCUUUGAUUCCCAUGCUGAGGAAUACAAUCCGACCUGUCUCCCCGGCACACGUAUGGGAGCCCUCCACGAGAUAACGAAAUGGGCAGAGGAUCCUAAUGCUAAAGCUAUGUUCUGGUUAAAUGGGAUGGCUGGUACAGGCAAGUCAACAAUAUCGCGUACCUUGGCGCGUUCCUUCUCAAAGCGUGCUCAGCUUGGCGCUAGCUUCUUCUUUAAGAGGGGAGAGGGGGAUCGAGGAGGGGUAUCAAAAUUCUUUGCCACGAUCACGGCUCAGUUAGUUCAACGAGAACCAGCACUUACACGACAUGUCAAAGAUGUCAUUGAUAGAGAUCCUACUAUUUUUGGCAAGGCUUUACAGGAACAGUUCAACAAUUUGAUUUUGGAGCCUCUGUCAAAAACGCACUCAUGUCGCGAGAACAAUGGUGCAGUUGUCAUCGUUAUCGAUGCCUUAGACGAGUGCGACGGGGAUGAAGAUACUAAGAAGAUUAUCCAACUAUUCUCCAAUGCCAAUUCCGGGAAGCCUCUCCUCUUGCGGACUUUUUUGACCAGUCGGCCAGACUUACCUAUUCGUCUAGGUUUCGCCAGUGUUCAAGACACAUAUCAAGAUUUACUUCUUCACGAAAUAGACGAAUGCCUUAUUAAGGACGAUAUACAUGUCUACUUUGAGCACGAACUCGGGAAGAUCAAAGCAGAGUACAACACAUCCGUGCCCAACCACCGCAGAUUGCCAUCAUCUUGGGGUACACACUCGCAAAUCCAAAUCCUUGCGGAAAUGGCUACUCCUCUUUUCAUAUCCGCUUCUACUGCAUGCCGGUUUAUCGCCGAGCAAAAUCGAAAAUCAAAGCUUGACGAUAUGUAUUUGCUAGUCUUGGAACAAUUACUCUCUGGUAUGUCUAACGACGAGGAAGAAAAGACUUUUGAUCUGUUCCGACGUGUCGUCGGCUCCAUCGUCCUUCUAGAGCAACCCCUUCCUACAGUUGCCUUAGCAAACUUACUCGAUAUCUCAGAGGACACAAUUGAUACCCUACUCGACUCCCUUCACUCAGUUCUGAACAUCCCUCCGUCACCGCAGUCCCCGGUGCGGUUGUUACACCUGUCAUUUCGAGAGUUCCUUAUUGACCCGUUAAAUCGCAACAAGCACCGCUUCUGGGUAGACAAGAGCACGACUCACAGAUACUUACUCAAAUGUUAUUUACAUAUCAUGAACAAAACAUUCAAUCUAGGGAAUUUGAACGUACGUUCGCUACGAUAUCCUCUUAAGGCGUAUGAUCCUCUGGAAAGACCUGAUACACCAACACUAGAAGUACAGUAUGUAUGGCCUCACUGGGUUUACCACGCUCAGGAAUUGGGAGAUAGAACUGUCCUCGACGACGAAGAUUAUCACUUCCUAGAGGACCUCUUUGGCCAUUGGGGAUGGCAAAUAGUAAAAUUCUAUCGAGCUCUAGGUCACAAUAUCCAACUUCUGACUCGAGGGACUUAG